Molecule: messenger RNA, 2999 nt
Organism: Jatropha curcas
Lineage: Eukaryota; Viridiplantae; Streptophyta; Magnoliopsida; Malpighiales; Euphorbiaceae
Product: mechanosensitive ion channel protein 8
Biological process (GO): transmembrane transport; monoatomic anion transport
Cellular component (GO): plasma membrane
Molecular function (GO): mechanosensitive monoatomic ion channel activity
Source: RefSeq, a predicted model, not a curated record
GAAAAGAAACGCAUUUCGACGUGACACUGUUUUGUUGAUUCCUAUUGUUACAACUAUCUUCGACUUCCCUCAUCUUUUUCUUGUACCUCAUAGCAUAAAACAAUUCUUGGAUUUGUCCAUCCAUUCUUUUUGUUGAAGUAGUAUUGAUGGGGGUUGCUUUUUUUGUUUGCAUUAUAUGGUUUCCAUGGCAAGGGAUUGGGAUGGGAGGUCUAUGAGUUUAGUAUUGCUGAAGGCUGAAGAUUCUCUUUAUACUAUUUUCUUGGUAAUUUAUCCCAUGAGGCUAUUGUCGUCCACAUAAACCAGCUCCAAAGAAGAGAAUUUAUCCAAAGUGUCCAAAUUGUACACAAUAAGAUUAGAACAUGUUCACCUGAAAGUACAAAUUAUAUCGAUCUUUAUUCUUUAUGAUAUCACCAGUAAGUGCCUAGUGUUCUCUAGCAUCUAUUCUGUUCUGCUAAGUGCCCACUAACUAACUUUGCAGUACCAGAAUCCGAUUUUUUUUCUUCCUAAAAACUUCAUGUUUGUCUCUGCAGUAAAUUUGCUGUAGCUUCCAUUCUUUAUAUGAGUGGUUAAUAUUCCUAAUAUUACAUUGUGUUUCUAGUAAUUAAUGGAGUCUUUGAGAAAAUCCCUGAAAGCUUAUCGUUUUCACACUAAGCAACAACAAGAUCACCCGCAAGAAGAAAAACAAGCUCUCUUGAAUAACCAAAAGGAUCACCAAAUGACGCAAUCUCAGAAAGAAGAAGUUGUUUUCAAGAUUGAUGCUGAUACAGAUACUGCUUCUAAAUCUGGAGGUGAAAGUUCAAGUGGUAAAUUUGCAGGUUUAUCAAAGAAACUCAAAUUUGAAGACAUAUUAAAUGUAGCUGUUCGGCAAAGAAACAAGGACUUGCCAGAUCAAGGAAACAGUCGCUUUACUUCAACUGACUCGUUUAGGAGAAACUCAUGGAGGUCGAUAUUAAACAAGACAAAAUCUAGAUUGAUAGACCCACCUGAGGAACAAUAUCAAAGAAGUGAUACAACAUACUAUGGUGGAGACUUUGAGGAAGAUGAGGAUCGUAACGAAGAAGAAGAAGAUGGUGUCGAAGACAUUCCAGAAGAAUACAAGAAAAUGACUUUCAGUGCAUUGACAAUGCUUCAACGGGUAAUUCUUGUUUUUGUUACAUUAGCCUUAGUUUGUAGCCUUUCCAUUCCUGCAAUAAGGAAGCAAACAUUAUGGGGUCUUUCACUGUGGAAAUGGGAGAUAAUGGUUAUGGCACUAAUUUGUGGGCAUUUAGUGUCUGGUUGGGGAAUUAAGGUGGUUGUGAUCUUCAUAGAAAGAAAUUACCUUUUGCGAAAAAGGGUACUAUAUUUUGUUUAUGGUUUAAGAAAGGCUGUCCAGAAUUGCCUCUGGUUAGGUUUGGUUUUGCUUGUCUGGCAUUGGAUUUUCAAUAAAAAAGUUGAGGAGACUAAGAGUAAGAUGUUGCUGUAUGUAACCAGGAUCCUAAUAUGUUUAUUUGCAGGAACAUUUAUAUGGCUCUUGAAAACACUUAUUGUGAAGGUUCUCGCUUCUUCUUUUCAUGUUAACACCUUCUUUGAAAGAAUUCAGGAGGCUUUAUUCAAUCAAUAUGUAAUUGAGACACUCUGCGGCCCACCAUUAUAUGAAAGGCAGAGUGAAGAAGAAGAAGAUUUUAAAGAAACUCUUGCUGCAAAUAACAGAAGUGGAAGACUAAACAAGUGCCCCACAGUUGGGAAAAGGCACAGAUUUUCUAGAAAGAAUGAUGAAGAGAUUCUCAUUGAACACUUGCAUAAACUAAAUCAGAAGAAUAUAUCAGCUUGGAAUAUGAGGAGGAUGAUCAAAAUUGUUCGCCAUGCUACCUUUUCUACUUUGGAUGAGCAAAUACUUAAUUCAAAUAUCGAAGAUGAAUCCUUAUUUCAUAUCAGAAGUGAAUGUCAGGCAAAAGAGGCAGCCAAAAAGAUAUUCAACAAGGUGGCAAGGCCAGGCUCCCAAUAUAUUUUCCUUGAUGACAUGAUGCGGUUUAUGGGUAAAGAAGAGGCUUUGAGGGCAAUGAAUCAGUUUGGAGCAACAACUGAAAAUGAAGGAAUAAGCAAGUUAUCCCUCAACAGUUGGCUGGUUAAUGCAUUUAGAGAACGAAAAGCACUUGCAUUAUCUCUGAAUGAUACAAAAACUGCAGUAGAUGAACUUCAUAACAUGUUGAACAUCCUUGUAGCUAUUGUUGUAAUGAUAAUCUGGUUGUUGAUACUUGGAGUUAAUAUCACUCACUUCCUAGUCUUUAUAAGCUCUCAACUUCUGUUGGUGGCUUUCAUCUUUGGGAAUAGCUGCAAGACAACAUUUGAAGCAAUCAUAUUCUUAUUCAUAAUGCACCCAUUUGAUGUGGGUGAUCGCUGCCAAGUGGAUGGAGUUGAGAUGAUUGUUGAAGAAAUGAAUAUAUUAACAACAGUGUUCCUGAGGUAUGAUAAGCAGAAAAUCACAUACCCCAACAGUGUUCUGGCUACCAAACCUAUUGGAAAUUAUUAUAGGAGUCCAGACAUGGAUGAGGCAAUUGAUUUCUCCAUACACAUUUCCACUCCACUGGAGAAGAUUGCUAUCAUGAAAGACAGAAUCAAAGAGUAUAUUGAAGGGAAUAAUGACCACUGGCAUCCAAAUGCAAACAUAAUCGCAAAGGAUUUAGAGGACAUGAACAAAAUCAACAUGUUAUUGUGGGUUACGCAUAAAUUGAACUUUCAGCGGAGUGGGGAAAGGUGGAGUAGGAGAACACUUUUGGUCGAACAAAUGAUCAAGGUGUUCAAAGAGCUUGAUAUUGAGUACCGCUUGCUGCCUUUGGAUGUUAACGUUCGAAAUUUGCAACCUUUGAAUUCGAGCAGGCUUCCCUCAAAUUGGACCACUUGUGCCAACUAAUUAUGCUAAGAGGCUGGAGUUUUGAUUAUUACUUUAGUUAGUUCUCAUUAAUGAAACCAAAUAAAUAUGUAAAAUUGAAAGGUAAUAAUGCACAUACUGAUUCUGUCAA